Messenger RNA from Macrosiphum euphorbiae (potato aphid), 321 nucleotides. The record is from the annotation of a GenBank genome assembly. Lineage: Eukaryota; Metazoa; Arthropoda; Insecta; Hemiptera; Aphididae.
AUGCGAUCGCCACAAGUUACCGGCUCCGAAACCACCUCCUCCACUACUACUGCCCCCUCAAUAACAACCACCAUCACAACAACGGCGGACAAACAGCUGACGCCCGUCGCCCGGCGUCCGCAGUUCCGCACACCGUUGGGCGAGAACGUUCAGAGAAAAUAUUGUCAUGUGCGCGGCGCGUUGAACACGCGCGCGCGGACAGGCACCACGCGCCUCGUGCACACGCACACGGCCAGCUCGCACGCACCGCCGCGUUCACGCGUACGCACAUGCGCUCGCCACUGCGCCGCAGCUGCACUAUACGGCCGUAGAAAAGAAUAA